UGCGAGUGGGCCACCAUGCUCAGCGUCGUGCACUUCCUCCGGAGCUUCUUCAAGACUCCAGAGCCAAGUGUACACCUGCCAGGUGAAGGUGAGAUUGAAGACAAGGAGCUCCCCCCUUCUCCCACAGAACCAGAGGAACAGGGAUGGAGCCGGGAAACAGACCACGAUGAUUUUGAGACACUGUCCCACCAGAGUGAAAGUCAAUCAGACACAAAAACUGACCCCUUUGAAAGUGCUUCCGACACAGAGUCCCUGCCUGGUGACCUCCUAGGGGUAAUCUGCCUCACUCCAGAUGGUACCUCUGAGGACAGAGAAGCACGCAGGGGAUGCCGUGACACCCCAGCAUCCGGAACCCUUCAGGAGCAGCAUUCAACUGGUGUCCCUGGGCUUGACCCAAAGGAGGAACUAGAGCUGUACCUUGACUUCAAGGAAGAGCCCUACAAAAGUGGGGUACGAGCCUUUGCUGCAGUUGCUGGAGAAGUGAGGGCCGUGCACCUUCGGGAGGACGUGGCCGGCCCGGAGCGAGAGUCGCCGCUGGCAGGGACUGCUGACCACACACGGGGCUGUGCACAGGGGCCCACGGGCAGCUGCGGCCUCCCGCCAGCGAAGGCGGUGACUGGACAAGACCUCCGGGGGUCCUCUGGCUUUUCUCUUCAGAAAUCCAGGUCUGAGAGUUAUCUGGGCAUCCCAAUGGUCUGGCCCUUUCUUCUCUGGUGCUGUGAACAGGGCCGGAGCUGGCCGAAUAUCCACAACAGGGACGGGGAAACCCAGCUGCCUCUCACAGCCCCUCCGGGAGCCAGGACAGGGAAGGGAAGUACUCCGGGCCCCGCACUGAACACAGGCUUGCUCUGCUCCCAGCCCGGCUUUGAUGCCACCUGCCAGCUUCCUUUAGGGACAUCAUGCCUCCUACAUGCCAAGCUUUGCCAUAGCGCCCCAGAAAAGACCGAUGACAAGGGCAAGGCAUUCCCAAGGCACUGCCGCCAGCACACGACCACGCUGAACAGGGCCCAUUCCAUAGCAGAGUUUCCCUUAAGAUACUCUGAGGGUCCUCUAAGGCAGAACUCUGUGAAGUUUGGGAGCCAUCUGAAGGAAGCGACAGAAGCAGAACGGGCUCCAAGAACACAACACCCUCUUUACCCUGUGCCCACCCAACUGUCUCAUUUGCUUCCUGCUUCCCAAAGGAAGGUUCCUGGUUUGGAGGAUCAGUAUGAACCCAGGGCUCUUAGCUGGAAAAGGGCCUCUCAGGACACGCCCUCUGAAAGUCUCUGGCUGGAAAACCAGUCAGGACAGGACUCUAGGUCCUGCCCAGUCUCUUCAUGCCUUACUGCGGAGUUGGUGAGCCGCAAUGCAGAGGAAGUGCCGGUACCAGCCGAGGGCAAGUUGGGACACGGCCCAGAAAGCAGAACAGAGGAACCCCUAAGCGCUGGCCUGGCACCAAAUGCUGAGGACGUGAGUGAUAAACAGAAGCACCUUCAGGACAUUUCUGUUGAGGCAGGAAACCAAACCAGUCAUUACACAUCAAAGUAUAUCCUCAGUGAGAAAAGAAAGCCACCUGCUAGAGCCAAGUUCCCACAUCAUCCCAGCAAUAGCAGGUCACAGGUGUGCAACAAAGGCUGGGGGGUUUGCUCUGGAGUCAGCAAUCACUCAGAUGCUCCAGAGCCCACCCUGAAAUCAAGCACGACAGACACUUCAAAGGAAGCAGAAGACGUGGUGGUUGCAGACCCCAACUUCACGAGAAGUGCCUUGUGGGGUGUUUCAGGGGUCGCAGCAGUCACCGUGUCUCACUGCCCCUGGGGUGGUGAGGAGCGUGACCAGGGGCACGAGGGUGGUGCUGCACCCUCGGCAGAGGGCCUCGGGCUAGAGCCCAAAGCAGACACGUCUUCUAAGGGCACGCCCGUCAUUGUAGCUCUUGAGCAGAAAGGGCUGCAGGCCACCAGGAGGAAAGUGGGUCCUCUUCCCGAAACACAGUCCUGUGAGUUUCUGGAGGAGAGACCAGGGUCUCCCUGCGGUGCUGGAGCGACCCCACGGGUGGUUUCCCGGGCUGGGAAACCACAAACCUACGGCAAUGAGUGUGAGCUGCCGGCAGCCCUCGGACUGCGAGGUGACCACGAGGCUCUUCAGCAGGUGGCCCCAGCCGCAGAGCUUGCGAUAGUUCUGAGCCCCCAAUUGGCUUCGGAAGAGACGCCCCCGGGGAGGGAAGAGACGUCUUCCCAAGGGCGCGCUGCAGGGGGCCUGCUGAGCACGGGGGCGCCUGCGGAAGAGAACCCGCCGGGGCCCAGCCAGAGCUCCGGGACCCCGGCGGCCAGGGAGGAAGCUGCUGGGGCGCCCGGGGCCCGGGGCGCCGAGGACACGCUAGGGGUGCGCGCGGCGGAGGGUGGUGCGGACAAGCGGCCCGGCGCCCAAGCCCCUGCCCGCAUCCGUGCGCUCCGGCUGCCCGGACCGCCCCGCCGGCUCCGCCAGGCCUCGCGGGAGCCCGGGAAGCGGCUGGCGUUUCCCAAGGUGACCUCCUUACGGAAAGGCAAGCCCUCGGCCGCCCAGAGUCCGGGAGGGGGCCGCCCUGGGGGUUCUAACGGCCUCGAGGAGCUGUGCACGGACAGUCGGCCCCCGGCGGCCAGCGGGCAGAGCGCGUCGGGCCCGGUCAGGACUCCCCGCGGCGCGCACGCCAGCGCCUCUCCCGAGAUCGGCUUCCAGGGCGCAGGCCGAGGGCUCGCAGGGCCGACGCACGGGGGCCAUGUGGAGACGCGUGGGGACCUCGGUAGCAGAAGACAGUCCUCAGAAAGCUGCGACGCCAAGAGACUCAAAACCCCAGAGAAAAGGCUCAGCGCGAGGCUGGCCUCAGCUCAGAAGACCUUUGCAAAUUUUUUUGAGUCAAGAGUUUUAGAAAAAGAGAACACUGGUGAAUGUUGUCCAGGUUCUUUCAAGGACCAGAAGAAAAACAGCAGGCUGCACCAGACCUCCUGGCGCACAGUUCUGAAAAGCAAAGAUGCUGAAGGCCCCAAAAGGCCCUCCUUAGUGAGCCUGGUUACAGGACCGGAGAUCUGGAAUCUCCCCAGACCUUCCCCACUAGGCACCAGUAGCCACUGCGUGGAGCAGGCAGAGGACAAGGAGAGCUAUGUUUUUAGAGAUCACUGGACACUCCCACAUUCCCCCACACCUUUGUCAUCCAGCCAUGUGGUCUCUUCAGAUAACAGGAGAAAAAGUGAACCAACUGUCAAAUGUACAGGCACUCAGGAAGGUGGUAAAUACCUACCUUCAGGUAACUUUCCUGAAAAGUCUUGGCCUUUGUCACCCACCCGUCCUGGGAGGCAGCAGGCUGGGAUCAGCCACACCCUUCCCUCCAGCUCCACCUGUUGCCUGUUAUAUGGAAGCCAAGACGUGCCCUGUAAGCCCCUGAGCCCCAAGCCCCAGAGCCCCAGGCCUGGUGCCCAGCGGGUGGAUUUCCACUACCCUGGCAGGGGCAGGGCCAUCUCAGUGGUUUCUCUUGGAAGCUCCAGCCACGUGGAUAGCAGCUCAGAGGCCCCUGAAAGCCCCAAGACCUCCAAGGCCUGGACAAGCCUCCUACUUUCUCUGCAGGCACUAGACCAGGGUGAGCAGAAGAAAGAGAGCCAGAAAAGAGGCCAGCAUCCCUGUGGCCUGAGCACAGCACCCUCGCUUAAGGACCUUCUUGGGAGUGAGAACCACAUGCCGUGGGAAGAACAACCAGGCAAGAAGCCCAGUUGCUCCCGCGGUCUGAAAGCUUUUCACACUGAGCCAGCUCAGGGGCCGUUCUCCACUGCUGAGACGGGGACGUGGACCCUCCCCUUCGUCUCCACAGAGGACGUCCCCAGGGAGACUCCUUCACAACCCAGGAGCAUCUCUCAGCACUCACACAUCAGUUUAGAUGACCUGUGGCUGGAGAAGAUGCAGAGGAGGAAGUUGAAGAAGUUGGCCCAGUUUGAAAGGAAGAUGCAUGCAUGUAAAGAUGGAGUCCAAUGUUGGAGGAAGAUGACCAUUACCUCUCCAGAGUCUUUGAAUCUCCCUAGAAGAAGCCAUCCAUUCUCCCAGAGCGCCCCGAGAGGACUGAACCGCAUGGGCUGGCCAGAGGCCAUACCUGACAUUGUACUUUUAAUAUUAUCCCACCACCUCUGGCCUCCACAGCUUCUGCAGGGAAGUCAGCUGUUAAUCUUUCUGGGGUUCCCUUCCCUCCCUGAUGGAGCUCUGGACACGGCGCUCCGUGCGGACGAGGCGGGCAGUGAGGAGGAUGUGUACGAGGACGUGCACAGCUCCAGCCACCACUACAGCCACCCUGGAGGGGGCGGCGAGCAGCUGGCCAUCAACGAGCUCAUCAGCGAUGGCAGUGUGGUCUGUGCUGAGGCACUCUGGGACCAUGUCACCAUGGAUGACCAGGAACUGGGCUUCAACGCCGGGGACGUCAUCGAAGUAAUGGAUGCCACCAACAGAGAGUGGUGGUGGGGCCGGGUCGCUGACGGCGAGGGCUGGUUUCCAGCAAGCUUUGUGCGGCUGCGGGUGAACCAGGACGAGCCCGCGGACGACGAGGCGCUGGGGACCGGGCACGGCGGGGCCGGGGACGGCGGGGCCGAGGCGCAGAGCAGCAAGGACCAGAUGCGGACCAACGUCAUCAACGAGAUCCUCAGCACCGAGCGGGACUACAUCAAGCACCUGCGCGACAUCUGCGAGGGCUACCUCAGGCAGUGUCGCAAGCGUGUGGACAUGUUCAGCGAGGAGCAGCUGCGAACCAUCUUCGGGAACAUCGAGGACAUCUACCGGUGCCAGAAGGCCUUCGUGAGGGCGCUGGAGCAGAAGUUCAACCGGGAGCGGCCGCACCUGAGCGAGCUGGGCGCCUGCUUCCUGGAGCACCAAGCGGAUUUCCAGAUCUACUCAGAGUACUGCAACAACCACCCCAACGCCUGCGUGGAGCUCUCGCGCCUCGCCAAGCUCAGCAAGUACGUGUACUUCUUCGAGGCCUGCCGGCUGCUGCAGAAGAUGAUCGACAUCUCCCUGGACGGCUUCCUGCUGACACCUGUGCAGAAGAUCUGCAAGUACCCUCUGCAGCUGGCUGAGCUGCUCAAGUACACGCACCCCCAGCACAGGGAUUUCAAGGACGUGGAAGCUGCCUUACACGCCAUGAAGAAUGUGGCCCAGCUCAUCAACGAACGGAAACGGAGACUUGAAAACAUCGACAAGAUCGCUCAGUGGCAGAGCUCCAUAGAGGACUGGGAGGGAGAAGAUCUCCUGGUCAGGAGCUCGGAACUCAUCCACUCGGGGGAGCUGACUCGUGUCACACAGCCACAAGCCAAGAGCCAGCAGAGGAUGUUUGUUCUCUUUGACCACCAGCUCAUCUACUGUAAGAAGGACCUUCUCCGCCGGGACGUGCUCUACUACAAGGGCCGACUGGACAUGGAUGGCCUGGAGGUGGUGGACCUGGAGGACGGCAAGGACAGGGAGCUCCACGUGAGCGUCAGGAACGCCUUCCGGCUGCGCUGCGGCCCCUCGGGGGAGAGCCACCUGCUGUGUGCCAGGAAGCCCGAGCAGAAGCAGCGCUGGCUCAAGGCCUUUGCCAGGGAGCGGGAGCAGGUGCGGCUGGACCAGGAGACAGGCUUCUCCAUCACCCAGCUACAGAGGAAGCAGGCCAUGCUGAACGCCAGCAAGCAGCAGGCUGUCGGGAAGCCCAAAGCCCUCAGCCGGCCCUACUACCUGACACGCCGGAAGCACCCGGCCCUGCCCACCAGCCCGCCCCAGCAACGGGUCCCGGCGCUGGCAGAGCCCAAGCGGAAGCCGUCCACCUUCUGGCAUAGCAUCAGCCGGCUGGCGCCCUUCCGCAAGUGAGCCCACGCCCCGCCGCGGGCCUCCAGCCUUUCCUCCCCGAGGCGCACCGCAUCCGGCCUUCCUCUGCCUGUUACGCAAACCGGAGGGGGGGGGGUGCUCAGUGGCCCCAUUUUCGGUUUCCUCCCCACUACUGGGGCGCUGGAGACGCUGGCUGGAGAGGCAGGCCCCCAGCACGUGAACCUCCCGCCACCCUCUCGGCUUGUGCGGGGCCUCCUGGGGGCCACAGCUCAGAACCACCCACCAGGCCAGCACGUGUGAGAAUGCCGCUUUGGACCCUCUUCUCUGGACAUCUGGUCAUCGCUCCUGCUCCUGUCUUCUCUGGGCAGGAGACGUCUCUGCCUUCGGCCACCUGCAGAGCCAGGCUGUGUGCCCCUCUGCCCUCCCGUUCUCCGUGCAGGCCCCCAGCUGGUGGACCAGGCAGCCUGCGUCCCUGGUGGAUGGGAACCAGGAAUUCUGCCCACAAAAACAUCUGGCCCAGAGCCCACCCGUUUUCGCUUCCCAGUCCCCCCUCUAGACACUCCUGGCUGCUGGACACCCUCUCUUCACUUGUGAUGUGUUUGUGUAUAGUGGAAAGAAAACCAUAGUCAGCUGAAAACUUCUGUCAGGGUUUGUGAGCAGUCCACCUGUAGCUGUGGGGUGAUUCCAGAACCUGGUUCCAGUAUUUUUUGUUCAGAUUUUGUUUUUCUAACGGUAGAGAAGAAUUGUUAGUGACACAGAAAGAUUGCCUUACCCUAAGUGAGUGUGAGAAGCCAUAAGGACUGAAUUCUGUGGCCCAGCACCCAGGACUAUCCACCCAGAGGCUGGUGGGCAUGUGGGUUGGAAGGAAGCCCACAUCCCACAGAGGAGGGGCACCAAUGAGUGUGGCCAGGGCCUGGCUUGGGGCACGGAGCCGCCCCCGUGGCCCCUGGGAAUUCAGCAGCAUGUACAGUCACUCUUGCACUAUACCCUCUCCAAGCCAGAAACCACAUUUAAUUUCAUAAAGAAACUUGUGAAAAAUAA
This is a messenger RNA of Balaenoptera acutorostrata (minke whale), 6825 nucleotides long. RefSeq names its product Rho guanine nucleotide exchange factor 4 (gene ARHGEF4). NCBI's taxonomy places the organism in Eukaryota, Metazoa, Chordata, Mammalia, Artiodactyla, Balaenopteridae. The transcript is spliced from 15 exons. Gene Ontology annotation, molecular function: guanyl-nucleotide exchange factor activity; protein binding. Bases 16 to 5826 code for a protein of 1936 amino acids. Gene Ontology annotation, biological process: intracellular signal transduction. The record is from RefSeq and is a predicted model, not a curated record.